Messenger RNA from Dothidotthia symphoricarpi CBS 119687, 1431 nucleotides. RefSeq lists its product as uncharacterized. Gene Ontology annotation, cellular component: tRNA-intron endonuclease complex. Gene Ontology annotation, biological process: tRNA splicing, via endonucleolytic cleavage and ligation; tRNA-type intron splice site recognition and cleavage. NCBI's taxonomy places the organism in Eukaryota, Fungi, Ascomycota, Dothideomycetes, Pleosporales, Dothidotthiaceae. The coding region runs from base 1 to 1431 and encodes 476 amino acids. The record is from RefSeq and is a predicted model, not a curated record. The transcript has 2 exons. Gene Ontology annotation, molecular function: tRNA-intron lyase activity; nucleic acid binding.
AUGUGCGACCUACGCCACCCAGUGCAAGCGUCACGUCAAGAUAUUCAGGCGAAGGACAGUGCGGCGUCACAAAAUGUAGACAACACCUCGAAAGGCGGCCCGAGGAAACCGCGUCAAAUGCGACCUAAUUAUAAUGAAAUUCACGCCAAGCCACUUCCGCUUGACGUCUACCCGUUGCCAACGUUCAUCCCACAUAAUCCGAUUUCUAUUGUGAGGAUCGCCGUCAACCUGUUGUCACACUCGUUAUGGUCACCAAACUCACACAAAGUCAUCCACAAAGCGUACUUCUCGCCAGAAACCCAAUCCAUCCAUAUUACAGAUCCUCAGUCGAUACGAGCGUUGUGGGAACAGGGCUUCUGGGGCAAAGGAUCACUCAGCAGAAGUGAACCGCAGUGGCUGAUCGCUGAGAAGCGUAGGCGAGGCAUCGAGGCGUCGAAAACGAGCGCAGAAGUCACGCUAUCACGGCGAGAAGUUCGCAACCAGUUCAAGCUGGAGCGGGCCAGGGCUCAGCGGGAGGAGAUUGAGCAGCAGUUGCGACAAGAGGGGAAGCUUGCUCCAGAUGAGACCAUUGGCAAACUGGUAGAGGACGGUCAGCUUUCUGAGUCUGAUGAAGAAACUCCUUCCUCUCGCGAGGCUGGGAACAUCGACACUACGAAGGGCGAUGUUACCGUAUCCGAAGUCAACGGAACCACCGCAAACGAGACGCCAUCGCAAGGAGCGAAGUUGGGCCUGGAAGCCGAAAUCGAAGAUAUGGAGCACCUCCAGCUCACCCUCGAAGAAGCCUUCUUCCUCACAUACGUUCUAGGGGUUCUCGAAGUCGUCAACGGAACGAAGGGCAGCUAUCCGCUCCCCGCCUGGUUUCUCGUACGUCUGUACUCCGCGCACUCGACAUUCUCCGAAUCCCCCUCACAACUCGCCCAACAAAUGGGACUCAGUCUCCACUCCGCCCACCAACCGCAACAUCUCCUACACCAACUAGACCCCGCCGUUUCGUACAUUCCAUCUAUCGCCCCAGAUAACGACUUCCUUCUCAGAUACGUCGUCUUCCAUCACUUCCGCUCCCUGGGCUGGGUUGUACGCCCUGGCAUCAAGUUCGGAAUCGACUAUCUAAUUUACAUCCGCGGGCCGGCUUUUCAUCACGCCGAGUUUGCCAUUACGAUUGUACCUUCCUACUCGCAUCCGUACUGGUCGGAGACUCCAGAACGUCUUGCAGAAAAGAAGAAGAACGACUGGUGGUGGUUCCACCGCGUGCAUCGUGUACAGACACAGGCUCUCAAAACGCUGGUGCUGGUCUACGUUGAAGUGCCUCCCCCAUGGGAUAAGGAGAGCAUGGGUGGUGGGUUCAAAGUCGAUAUCGGGACCGUCCUCAAGAGGUAUACGCUUAGGGAGUUUGUGUUCAAGAGGUGGAGUCCGAGUCGGAAUAGGGAUUGA